Aspergillus ruber CBS 135680 is the source of this 3189-nucleotide messenger RNA. Its product is annotated as putative C6 transcription factor (NirA). The record is from RefSeq and is a predicted model, not a curated record. NCBI's taxonomy places the organism in Eukaryota, Fungi, Ascomycota, Eurotiomycetes, Eurotiales, Aspergillaceae. Gene Ontology annotation, molecular function: zinc ion binding; DNA binding; DNA-binding transcription factor activity, RNA polymerase II-specific. Gene Ontology annotation, biological process: DNA-templated transcription; regulation of DNA-templated transcription. The transcript has 6 exons. Bases 405 to 3053 code for a protein of 882 amino acids.
CAUACUGCACUCCGUACAUACUGUGACUGCAGUCAAUCAGAUUCGUCGCUUCUAUCAGAUUGCCCAAUAAUCCUCGGCCGAUUACAGUAGAAUAAGAUUCUUCCAUUGCUCUCUUAUCGCCUCCAGCAAUAACCCGUCUGUGCGAUUCGGCACCCUCCACCUCAGAUCCUCUACUCCACUGUGGGGUGAAGUCCCUGUUCUUGAUCUGAGAUUAACGAAUGCUGUGCGCAUGUCGACCAUUCGCUCUAUCGGUCCCUCGCGAACCCCUAUAGCGGCGGCGAUGCUCUGUCCGAAUCGGCGUCCAUGAAAACCGCCUAACCCACCACCUACCUACCUUAGUCGACGAAGCAUGACCAUUUCUGGUCUCACUCGUCCCCCUGCACGCGCACUGCCAGAUACAUAACAUGGAAGUCUCCUUGUACACAAUGCAGGAUUCCCAGACACCCAAGGACCCUCGGGCGGCCGGCAAGGCAAAGGACACAAGCGCGGAAGAUAAAAGUCCAGCGUCCAAGAGACGUUGCGUCAGUACUGCUUGCAUUGCUUGUCGCCGGAGAAAAUCAAAAUGUGACGGGAACCUUCCAAGCUGCGCGGCCUGCUCCUCCGUCUAUCACACGACCUGCAUUUACGAUCCCAACUCCGAUCAUCGUCGAAAAGGUGUGUAUAGAAAGGACAAUGGCACUGUACGAACGGCUCGGAAUACAACGCUGCAAACUAUCAUCCAGGCAAUUUUGAAUUACGGAGAUGAAGAGGAGGCCUUUGAGCUGGUGCGACAGAUACGGUCAUGCGACAAUCUGGAAGACGUAGCAGAAUCGAUUGUGAAUCAGGAGAAAGGACUCGCAACGUCUGCUAAUGCUGGGCCUGUCCACGAGGAUCUCACACAUGUAGAUCGGUUCGAGUCUGAAUUAGCGGACAAGGUCAGCGAGCUGAUGUUGGACGGUUCUCGUAAAUUUAUUGGAGGGACUUCGAACCUCAUCUUCCUACCACCAGGGUCAGAGCUCUCCGAACUCGAUUCCGCCAAUGAACCUGGACAUGGCGAUUUCGCGGUUGUCCAAUGGACGAAUGUCACCAAUGAUGAGCAGCUUAUCAGCCACCUUAUGACAAUGUACUUUACAUGGCAUUACCCCUUCUUCACAACCCUCUCCAAAGACCUGUUUUACCGAGACUAUGUUCGAGGGAUAUCCAGUCAAUAUUGCUCUUCCCUGUUGGUCAAUGCCAUCUUGGCGUUGGGGUGUCAUUUCAGCUCCCGAGAAGGCGCUUUGCAGGAUUCCCGCAAUUCGUCAACGGCAGGAGACCACUUCUUCAAGGAAGCAAAGAGAUUGGUUUUGACCAACGACGAGCACGAGAAUGCGAAACUCUGCACUGUUCAAGCGCUGGCGCUCAUGUCGGUCCGGGAAGCUGGCUGUGGCCGUGAAGGCAAAGGCUGGAUUUACAGCGGCAUGAGCUUCCGGAUGGCUUUCGAUUUGGGCCUGAACCUUGAUGUCACGAGCCAGGGCACACACAAUCUUGAAGAUGAAGAAAUUGACGCGCGACGGAUCACAUUUUGGGGCUGCUAUCUCUUUGACAAGUGUUGGUCUAAUUACUUGGGUCGCCAGCCGCAGCUGACAACAUCCAAUUGCAACGUACCGAAAAUCGAUGUGCUUCCCAACGAAGAAGCAGAGCUUUGGUCUCCAUACACGGAUGCCGGAGUGAAUCACGAACACACGCAGCCCUCGCGUACACGGAACGUUGCAUUGCAGAUCUCCAAGCUGAGUGAAAUUAGUGGUGACUUGCUCAUUUUCUUCUAUCUCCCACCAUCCGCAGAAAAGCCACCCUCUAAACAACUGGAACUCAAGAAACUCAGCGAGGUCCAUACUCGUCUUGAGGCGUGGAAGAAGGGGUUGCCUCAUGAAUUGGAACCUAAAGAGGGACAGCUCCCUCAGGUUCUAGUGAUGCACAUGUUCUAUCAAGUCCUUCUAAUCCAUUUAUACCGCCCCUUCUUGAAAUACACCAGGUCGACUUCGCCACUUCCUCAACACGUCUCGCCGCGUAGACUAUGCACACAAGCUGCUUCUGCCAUCUCGAAGCUACUUCGGAUAUACAAGCGUACAUUUGGCUUCCAACAAAUCUGCAAUAUUGCUGUCUACAUUGCACACACCGCCUGUACUAUCCAUCUUCUGAACCUGCCAGAGAAAAACGCACAGAGGGACAUAACCCACGGGCUCCGGAAUUUGGAAGAAAUGGCUGAGGGCUGGCUUUGCGCACGACGCACCCUUCGCAUUCUGGACAUAUCUGCCAAUAAGUGGCAAGCUUUAUUGCCGCAGGAGGCGUCUAUCAUUUUCGAACGUACACAUGCCAAAUGGGGAUCCUGGGGAUCCUGGGAUCAACCAACCUCCCCGUCCUCUAUUUCGGAGGAAUCACCACCAGCGGCAACGCCUCCUCGUAUGCCCACCGCUAGUGCCAACUCGCCAUCGUUGCAUCCCGCACUUUCUCAGCAAAGCAACUUCCAGUCUAUCUCCGCAGGCUUGGCUAUGCCCAUGACAUCUCAGUAUCAACAAGGAAACCCCAUCCCUACGUCGGUCCCCGCUACGCAGCCGCCAAGUCGCCCUGUUAGUAUUCAGCGCCAAAAGCCCGAUAACCAGUUCGUACCAGAACCAACUUAUCUACGGCCUGUAUCCCACCUUUUCCACCCUGUUCAAGCCUUUCCUUUCACGCAGCAUGAUUCGUGGUACGAUGCCAAUCAAAUGGAUAAUCAACAAACAAGCCCAUCUUCUGGUACAGAUGCAUCCCCACUAACUGGCGGUUUCAGUUCUACAGCGAACCUCGUGGAGGAAAGCCAGGACUGGUGGACCCGCAAUUAUAUGGGAAUGGGUAAUUGGGAGGAAGCAUGGAGUGGAAUUCCUGGCUCUGCGGCAUCCCCGCUAUCCUCUCAUAUGCAGGCAUCGGCUGGGAAUAGCGGUGAAGUACCGUCUCAGCCGAUGGAGUUUCCUGUUGCGGUGCCUACGCCUGAAUCGGGCCAAGGUCCGAACCCACUUGUUUAUGGGAAUAUGGGGUUUACGCAAAACUUUCAGCCAUGAUACUGCCAGUAAUGAUAAUAUAUAUAUAUAUCCUAUAUACCUUGUUUAUACGCUGUCUUUCUUCAAUCUAUAUUUUAAGGUGAUUGUGAUAAUUCCAGAUGGCCUAUUAGACUUAUCCUCGACUCUAGCCAAGCCC